This is a messenger RNA of Hippoglossus stenolepis (Pacific halibut), 1174 nucleotides long. RefSeq lists its product as uncharacterized. The transcript has 4 exons. Bases 41 to 997 code for a protein of 318 amino acids. Gene Ontology annotation, cellular component: nucleus; transcription regulator complex. Lineage: Eukaryota; Metazoa; Chordata; Actinopteri; Pleuronectiformes; Pleuronectidae. The record is from RefSeq and is a predicted model, not a curated record. Gene Ontology annotation, biological process: regulation of transcription by RNA polymerase II. Gene Ontology annotation, molecular function: DNA binding.
UGCGCCGCUGUUGUUGUGUCUCCUGUGAAGUUUGGUGAAGAUGGAGUUCAAACUCAUCAUGGCGGUCUCCGGCUUCCCGAGUCUCUACGACACCAACUCUCUGACCUACAGGGACCUGAACAUGAGGAGCGACGCCUGGCGGCAGGUGGCGGAGAUGGUCGGUGUCCCCGAGUCUGAAUGCAGAAGGAAGUGGAAGACGCUGAGAGACCAACACCGGAGGGAGCGGCAGCGAGAGAAGGAAAGACGAGAGAGCGGCAUCGGGCUCUUCAACUACCGGCCGUGGAGAUACUCGUCCAUUCUGUCGUUUUUAAACCCGUUCAUCGACGCCAGGGCCGCAGGCACCAACGGCUGGGCCCUGGACCCACAGCCCUCUCACCUCCACGCCGUCGACAUGGUGGGCUGCAUCGCCACCACGGAGACGCGGAGCGACGAUGAUGAGACCUACGGCUUCGCUGUCGCAGAUGCAACGUCAUCGUCAUCGUCCUUCUCAGAGUGCGUCCAGAGGAAGCGACCGUCACCCGCCAACGGAGACGCCGUCAGACUGAAACAAGCAAAGAUUGAGCCCUCGGAUCAGCCGGCGCCCCCUGCAGUCCUGCAGCCCGACCUGCAGCCUCUCCUGCACCGCCAGGCUCACGGCAGCCCGUCCACGUCGAGGCUGAACCACCAGAUACCAGCGGAGCAGGACGUCGUGGCGAGGGAGAUGUUAGAUCACAGUGACGACGACGACGAGGAGUUCAGCAUGUCCCCGAGACCGACCCGAGCCCGGGGGAGGAGCGGCGGCUACGGCGACGGCCUCCUGGUGGAGUACCUGAGGAGGAUGGAGGGCAGGGAGGUGCCGAGGAACCUGGACGUGGACCAGAGAGACGACGUCACCUUCUUCCUGCUCAGCUUGGCUCCGGCCAUGAGGAGACUCUCUGCAGAAAAGCAGUCGUUGGUCAGAACCAAGUUUCAGCAGCUUCUUCACGAGGCCGAGUUCGGAACCACGGAUUUCCAGUGAUUCCCAAAAUUAUUUAUACCUGAACAUUUGUACAAAUACUGCAUGGACGACAUUCAAGAGGACUAAGAUAAUAUUUUAUUCACCGACAGAGACGUUUUCUUUCUUACUUUUAUAAUAAUGUAGAUAAACUUUAUUAAGUUUCUGCUGCUGUUUGUAAUAAAAUCCUCUUGUAACUGU